AUGGAUAUGACUUUUCUUUUUAAGGCUUAUGUAAAAACCAUCAAAACUAAAAAUCGAGCUUUCGGUCAUGUAGCAGAUAAUGAUCGAAACAGGAUCUUAUAUGAAAAACCACCUAAACAAGAGUUUACUGUUAAAACAAAAGAAGUUAUUCAGCAAAUCACAAAGCUUUUUGAAUUUCUUACAGAACAUCAAAGAUCUUAUUUAAAUUUUUCAAAUCAUUUACUCGGACUUCCAGAAAUGUCAGAUUCAGAAAGAGACAAAAUUGAUGCAGGUGCUCAAAAAGUUAUUAAUAUGUGUUCCAGUACUCAAGUUUUUGAGCACCAAAAGACUGUAGUUUUACUUAUGGAACAAUAUUUAAAAGAAAUUUUUAAAUUUUAUUCUGAACUGAGAGCAAUUCGAGUUCAACACUCUUUGCAAUUAAAAAACUUAAAUAGAAUUGAUUUGAAUAAAUCAGUAAAAGGUGAUAACCAAAUAACAUCACCAGACCCCAAUUCAAAUUUAGAAAAAAUUGAUUAUAAUAAUGAAACAAAUUCAUUACUUUCCAAAGAAAAUAAACUAUCAACUGAGGAACUUCAAAUUUUUGAACAGGAAAAUAAUGAACUUUUUAAUGAACUUAGUAAUUUGACAGAUGAAGUACAACAAAUAGAAAGAAAAGUAACAAAAAUAGCUGAGCUGCAAGAAAUUUUUUCAGAAAAAGUUUUGCAACAAGAUAAAGAUAUGGAUUUAAUUUCUACAAUGAUAGUUGGUACCACUGAAAAUGUAAAAGAUGCAAAUGACCAAAUCAGGCAGGCCAUUCAAAGAAAUGCCGGUCUUAGAGUUUGGGUCUUAUUUUUUUUACUUGUUAUGUCAUUUUCUUUACUAUUUCUUGAUUGGUAUAAUGAUUAG
Molecule: messenger RNA, 885 nt
Organism: Pediculus humanus corporis (human body louse)
Lineage: Eukaryota; Metazoa; Arthropoda; Insecta; Psocodea; Pediculidae
Product: syntaxin-18, putative
Exons: 2
Coding region: 1-885 (294 amino acids)
Biological process (GO): retrograde vesicle-mediated transport, Golgi to endoplasmic reticulum
Cellular component (GO): endoplasmic reticulum; SNARE complex
Source: RefSeq, a predicted model, not a curated record